Messenger RNA from Pelecanus crispus (Dalmatian pelican), 987 nucleotides. The record is from RefSeq and is a predicted model, not a curated record. NCBI's taxonomy places the organism in Eukaryota, Metazoa, Chordata, Aves, Pelecaniformes, Pelecanidae.
AUGGAGAAUAACUGUGUGAAAGUGGUGGUAACAAGGUCAUGGUUUCAUGUGUAUGCCUACAUGGACCAACAGACAGCAGAGAAGUGUGUAAUACCUCUUAGCCGAAAGAAUAAACUUAAUGUACAAAACGAGGAGGAAGAAAUUGCUCAGUGGCAUUCAUAUGAGGGGCUGGCUGGCGGGGCGGAGCAGCAUCUGACUUUCCCAGAAUGCGAUAACCUGCUACGAAGAGCUGCAUGCCAAGAAGCCCAGGCUUUUGGCAACCAGCUGAUCCCUUCCAGUAUGCCACUGAAGAAAGCAACAGUGUUCCUCAACCCAGCAGCUUGCAAAGGCAAAGCCAGGAACCUUUUUGAAAAGAAUGCUGCUCCAAUUUUGCACUUAUCUGGCUUGGAUGUAACUGUGGUUAAGACUGAUUAUGAGGGACAAGCAAAAAAGCUGCUGGAAUUGAUGGAAAACACAGAUCUGAUCAUUAUUGCAGGAGGAGAUGGCACAGUACAAGAGGUCGUAACUGGACUUCUCCGCAGAGCAGAUGAGGCUGUCUUCAGUAAGAUUCCUAUAGGAUUCAUACCUCUUGGGAAGACCUGCACUCUGAGCCACACGCUCUACCCUGAGAGCACGAACCAAGUCCAACAUAUUACUAAUGCUACAUUGGCCAUUUUGAAAGGAGAGACAGUUCCACUUGAUGUCUUGCAGAUCAAGGGAGAAAAAGAGCAGCCUGUGUUUGCAGUGACUGGUUUAAGAUGGGGGUCUUACAGAGAUGCGGGAGUUAAAGUUAGCAAGUACUGGUACCUUGGACCUCUGAAAACCAAAGCAGCUCACUUUUUCAGUACAUUUAAGGAAUGGCCUCAGAAGCAUCAAGCUGAUCUCAUGUAUCUGGGUCCAACUGAGACACCUCCAGAAGAGCCAGAGGAGAAGCCAUCCAGGCCUCCUCUGUAUGUGAGGCUUUACAGACGACUUCGGUUAUACUGGUCAUCUCCUCCAAAAGGUGAG